This is a messenger RNA of Glossina fuscipes, 1134 nucleotides long. RefSeq names its product omega-amidase NIT2. NCBI's taxonomy places the organism in Eukaryota, Metazoa, Arthropoda, Insecta, Diptera, Glossinidae. Gene Ontology annotation, molecular function: omega-amidase activity. The record is from RefSeq and is a predicted model, not a curated record. Bases 152 to 1000 code for a protein of 282 amino acids. Gene Ontology annotation, cellular component: mitochondrion. Gene Ontology annotation, biological process: L-glutamine metabolic process; oxaloacetate metabolic process. The transcript has 4 exons.
CGCAAAUUGUUUUCAUCAGUUAUUAUGUUAUUUACUUCUUCUUCUUAGUAGUGUUAUCUGUUUAUUAAAAAACCCUAAUAGUUCGUGAUUGUGUAAACAGAGAAAGCAAAAAGCACAAGAAAAAUUUUUUUAAUUUAUUGCUCUGAAGAAAAUGAGUAAAGCGUGUAAUAUUAUGCGUUUGGCUUUGUUGCAACUUAAGGGCAGUAAAGACAAAUUGGCCAAUUUAGAAAACGCUUGCAAUAAAAUACAAGAAGUUGUUCAAGAACAUGGACCACGUCUUAUAACAUUGCCUGAAUGUUUCAACAGUCCGUACGGUACAAAAUAUUUCCGUGAAUAUGCUGAGCGUAUACCUACGGGGACAACGUCGCAACAGCUUUCCGAUUUAGCCAAAAAAUGUAAUGUUUACAUUAUAGGUGGUUCGAUACCAGAACUAGGAGAAAAUGAUAAUGUUUACAAUACCUGCACUGUUUGGUCGCCGCAAGGACAAUUAAUUGCCAAACAUCGUAAAAUGCAUUUAUUCGAUAUCGACGUUAACGGUGGUAUGCGUUUUAAAGAGUCCGAUACGUUAACAGCCGGCAAUGAUUUUACUAUAAUUGAGAUAGAUGGCCAUAAAAUUGGUAUAGGCAUUUGUUAUGAUAUACGUUUUGAGGAAAUGGCACGUAUUUAUCGAAACGCUGGUUGUGAAAUGCUUAUAUAUCCGGCUGCAUUUAAUAUGACUACGGGGCCCUUACAUUGGGAAUUAUUGCAACGUUCUCGGGCGAAUGAUAAUCAGUUAUUUGUGGCGACUGUAUCACCUGCGCGAGAUGAAACUGCCGAAUAUGUUGCUUAUGGUCAUUCAAUGGUCAUCGAUCCUUGGGCUAAAAUCAUGAAAAGCGCCAAGGAAGGUGAAGAGACAAUUAUAGCAGAUAUUGACUUCUCUAUGGUAGAACAAGUGCGCCAACAAAUCCCAACCUCUUGUCAAAGACGUCGCGAUUUAUAUGAAACAUCCAAAAAGUGUUGAAAAGGCUCUACAGUUGAUUACUUUAAUAUUUUAAAAUUGAAAAUAAAUUAAAACGUAUUUAUUAAUGUUUAUAACAAUUUUUAAUUUUUUAAUUUAAUCUUUUUUCUUUUAUAUUAAGCACCUUUAAUGGAGAU